Cladophialophora immunda is the source of this 1068-nucleotide messenger RNA. RefSeq lists its product as uncharacterized. The transcript has 4 exons. The record is from RefSeq and is a predicted model, not a curated record. Lineage: Eukaryota; Fungi; Ascomycota; Eurotiomycetes; Chaetothyriales; Herpotrichiellaceae. The coding region runs from base 1 to 1068 and encodes 355 amino acids.
AUGUCUUCACAGGUUCAUCGACCAUUACCCUCUGAUGGGACAGACCACCCCGUCUCGUUACCAACAGAACAAGGAGCGUUCCACGGUGAGAUCAUCGAACCACUGCCAGACUUCAAAUGGCACGACGCCCCAAGAAGCAUCAUUCAUCCAUACCAACAAGCUGACAAUCUGUCCUUUGGCAUGCAGACGAUUCCAAUCUCUGAGCUCAUUUCUAUUGACCGCACAUACCUAGACAACAUCAACGAGCGCAUCCGAGUCAUUCAGAAAAACGAGGAUUCCGUGAUCGGAUGUGAACCUGGUGCAGAAGCAGCUGUAAGAGAAUUAUACGUUUGGCUCGUGGAUAACUACCUUCCACAACGAUUCCCUACUAUCUUCCGGAUUGAGGGUGGAGAAGAAGUCGGACGUCAUAUUCUCUCUACAUCCUCAUCUGAGGGUUCUUGUCUCAAAAACCUGGUCACGCUUCAGUCCUACUCUUUGCAGCCUCCGAGCUCUCCACUGGCUGCGCUGGAGGUGAUUGGAUCACUUGUCGAUGAGGACAUGCUCCUGAUGCUUCCUUCACCCGACAACGAUGGAUACACCCUUCAGGCAUUUGUCAACUGCUUUGCUAAUGGCCCGAACACGAGACGCCGUCUUAAUAUGAAACUCAGAGACAUCCAUGGAGCGGUUCCUGGAUUCCAAUCCCACCUGGAGCAGAAGCUUGACAGAUGGAUCGACCUCCUGAAGAUCGGCAAAGUUGUCAGACGAGCAAAUUGGGUUGUCGUCGACGACGGCCGCAUGUUCGUGCCCGAGGGCCAUCAUCCAUACAAGGAUGAGCAGUCGCCGGUUGAUAUCCAGAAGACCUUUGUACGAAGCGAGAGUCAAACACUAUAUCGGCUCCCCCGAUCCAAAGCUGUCGUCUUCACGAUCAAAACAUAUCUUUACCCACUGACGGAUAUCAAAGCCGCAGGCUAUGGAGAGGAUCUAGCAAACGCCAUCGAAGGGCUGAGCAAGGGUAACGCACCUGGAAUAGUGGAGUACAAGAAAAGCAAUAUUUGGGGCGACAUUGUGAAGCAAUUCUUACGCAGCUGA